GUGGAGGGGGAGAGUUUCAGAGAGAGUGGGGCAUCGCAAGAGGAAGAGGAUGAAGCAAGAUGAGAGAGAAGAGCCUGAGGAGGAGAUCGGAUUUCAAAGAGACUCUGAUUCAUUGAAUCACAGAAACCAAAUUCUAAUCUUCCAGCUUUCUCAAAAGCUUAUCCAUGGCGACCUCCAUUCCCGAAUCCAAGCUGCCAAAGAUUUGAGGAACCUUGCUCGCAAGUCUUCCCCCAAGUCCCGCUCCAACCUCGGAGCUUCUAGUCUCAUUCAGCCACUCGUUUGCAUGCUUCUCUCUCCCAGUCUUGAUGCUCGUGAGGCCUCUCUACUUGCCCUUCUCAAUCUCGCUUCCCGCAACGAACGGAACAAGAUAAAAAUAGUUGCAGCUGGUGCUGUUCCUCCUCUUUUAGAGCUGCUUAAAUUCCAAAACCUUAGUUUGAGGGAAUUAGCCACUGCAGCAAUCCUAACCUUGUCCGCUGCUGCAUCAAAUAAACCGGUUAUCUUGUCCGCUGGUGCAGCAUCUCUUCUGGUUCAGAUUCUCAUUUCUGGAAGUGUUCAAGCUAAAGUUGACGCAGUAACAGCUCUAUACUAUUUAUCCGCCUGCAACGAAAGUGAUAACUGCCCUAUGAUGCUUGAUCCAAGAGCCGUUGCCCCUCUAAUUGAUCUCCUCAAAGAAUGCAAGAAGCAUUCAAAAUUUGCUGAAAAAACUACAUCGCUGCUGCAGAUAAUUUCCAAUUCCGAUGAAGGACGAACUGCAAUCUCCAACUCGGAUGGUGGAAUAUUAACUCUAGUACAGACAGUUGAAGAUGGAUCUCUUGUGAGCACAGAGCAUGCAGUGGGAGUUUUGCUCUCCCUUUGCCAGAGUUGCCGAGAGACAUACCGCGAACCCAUUUUGAAGGAAGGUGCAAUCCCUGGCCUGUUGAGACUGACAGUAGAGGGCACAGCUGAAGCUCAAGAAAGAGCUCGCAGGCUUCUGGAUUUGCUUAGAGAUUCUCCUCAGGAAAAGAGAAUGAGCUCCACAGAUCUGGAGAGAAUGGUUUACAAAAUUGCUGCUGAGGUCGACGGCGUAGGUCAAGCAGCUGAAACCGCCAAAAGAUUAAUGCAAGAAAUGGUUCAGAGGAGAUUAAACACUGUGUAAAACCGCAUUCAGAUUGGAGCGAACUGAACUCCAACUUGUACAUUGCCGUAGAUGUCUUCUUGACAAUGCCACUCUUUCUUCUCCCCAGAAGGGAAGCCUUGGGAGAAGGGUUGAAUUUUCACUUGAGGAUUUGGUUUGGCCACUCUCUGCUACUUCUGUAUUCCAAAGUAAAUUGGGAAAAAGAAGCCAAAAAAAGAAACAAAAGAAAGUCAGUUGGCUUUAGAUUUUCACUGGAGUAACUUCCAUUGCUGAUGAUGUUGAGACAUUAUUAGUAGGCUGUAUAUUUUUGACUCUCAUCUCUCGUACAUAAGAAUAUCAUUUUGUA
Messenger RNA from Momordica charantia (bitter melon), 1460 nucleotides. Its product is annotated as ARM repeat superfamily protein. Gene Ontology annotation, molecular function: protein binding. NCBI's taxonomy places the organism in Eukaryota, Viridiplantae, Streptophyta, Magnoliopsida, Cucurbitales, Cucurbitaceae. The record is from RefSeq and is a predicted model, not a curated record.